AUGAAUGUUUUUCAGCAAGUUUUCGCAGAUGUUAGCCCUCAUGCAUCUGAUCUAUUAACAAAAGAAACACAUAAAUCACCACCUGCUAGAAUGAAAAACACAGAUAACACUUUAACAGAUCAAAAGAAAAAGUUGACACCUCAAACCCGUCUUGUAUUUCAAGAACCAGCAAAUCAAAACAAUAAAAAAGGUGCUUCUAUGAAAGUUAGAUCAUUUGUUGAUCGCCCAUCAUCAAUAAAAGAAUCUAAACCAAAGAAUACUCAACCUGUAGAUGUUAAACUCAACUGUGAAAACACCAGCAAGAGAAAAUACACAGCAGAAGAGGCUUUAAUUGAUACACAAAUUAGAAAACAAAAAGAUGAACUUGCAUCUGUUCUCAAAGAACUGGAGAAGAUUCGCGCAGAAGUUGAAAAUCAAUUUUCAGAGUCAAAGGAAAUCGAAGAGCAUAAUAAUGAAAUGAUGAGAUUUAUUCAAAAUAAUAAAUCAAAGUCUGAAAGAAUCAAAGAGAUUAAUGACAACUUUAAUAAGCAAAAGGUGGAACUUGACGCAAAAUGGAGCUCCAAGAUUGACCAAAUCAGCAAGAGCUCUUAA
Molecule: messenger RNA, 591 nt
Organism: Trichomonas vaginalis G3
Lineage: Eukaryota; Parabasalia; Trichomonadida; Trichomonadidae
Exons: 1
Coding region: 1-591 (196 amino acids)
Source: RefSeq, a predicted model, not a curated record